CUUGCCAAAAUUACUGCAUGAUAACUUGACUUUAUCCCCCCCUUUUGCCGUAAAUGCUGAGUGGAUAAGACAAAAGAUACUUCACGCAAAUGCUGAAUAAAUGAAAAAACUUUACAAUCUCUUUUUCAUCCUUUAUUUUAUUCAUAGUACCAUUCUUUUUUCAUUUACCUAAAAAAAUCCAAAACAAACCAAAAUGCAGAACAUGUUUAACCUUCGUGUUACUCAUGGUGUUCCUCUCUGUCUCUCAGGAAUCACCAACCCUCUUGCUCUUUCCAAAGAGAUGGAAGAUCAUGACCGUAGAAGAAAAGCUAUGAGAAAGCAAAGAUCAGUGCAUGCAAAUCAAGAAAAGGGUACUCAAAGAAACAAUGAUGAUUUUGUGGUUGAUGAUCAGGAAGAUCUGAAUGAAAUCUUGCAUCAAUUAUCUAGUACUUAUCUCACAGGUUUAUCAGCAAAAGCUGCUUAAUUAGAUUAAUCACUUUCAUUUUCUGGAUUAUGUUGUUGGUGUAGAUUUUUAUUUAAUGUUAUUUAUUAUUACUAUGUUGUUUUUGUAUGAUGUAAAAACAUCUCUUAAAUUAUCACCUUUCCUUUGUUCUUUGAUCCAUUUUCUGAAUUGUUUAUAUAUAGUGAACACUCCUAUACAAAUUUUUGGUUUUUUUUUUUUGUUGGUUAUGUAUUCAUCAGCCAAUCAUUUAAUGUUAUAUUAAUUUUUCAUA
Trifolium pratense (red clover) is the source of this 713-nucleotide messenger RNA. RefSeq lists its product as uncharacterized. The transcript is spliced from 2 exons. The record is from RefSeq and is a predicted model, not a curated record. NCBI's taxonomy places the organism in Eukaryota, Viridiplantae, Streptophyta, Magnoliopsida, Fabales, Fabaceae. Bases 194 to 463 code for a protein of 89 amino acids.